Molecule: messenger RNA, 768 nt
Organism: Clonostachys byssicola
Lineage: Eukaryota; Fungi; Ascomycota; Sordariomycetes; Hypocreales; Bionectriaceae
Source: the annotation of a GenBank genome assembly
AUGCAGCUCUCACUCCUCGCCAGUACCAUCCUAUACACGGCGGCUACCGCCUGGCCACACUAUUCAGAGCCAAGAGGCAAUGAGUAUCAAGCUCCCAAAGGCGACGAUCGCCGAUCCCCGUGCCCGGGCUUGAACGUGAUGGCGAAUCACGGAUUCCUCCCUCGAUCCGGGAAAGAAAUCACCCUCGAACACAUUCGCUACGCAACCGGUGCAGCUUUCAACUUUGCUCCUGGAGUCUUCGACUCUGCGGUGGCCGAUGUUUUAGGAAACGGCAUCUCCACAACAAACGCCCCCAACUCCACAUUCAACCUGGAUGAUCUGGUCUCGCCCAAGGCACACGGCAUUGUCGAGGUCGACGGCUCGCUUUCCCGUAGCGACCUGGCUCUCGGUGACAACCUCCACUACAACCAAGAAAUAUGGGACGCCGUGGCCGAGAACCUUGGUCUCAACCGCAUCUGCAAGGGCGACAAGAUCGUGACUGUUGAGACCGCGGCGAAAGCACGCAACGCUCGGCAGGUAGUGGCAAAGGCAGCGAACAAGGACUUCGAUGCCUCCGAGCUUCAGUCCAUGGUAACACGCGGCACGACAGCCUUGUAUCUUCUCACUCUGUGGGACGGUGCCAGGAACGGUGCUCCCAAGACAUGGGUCAAGACGUUCUUCGAGCACGAGCGCAUCCCAUACAAGGAAGGGUUCCAGAAGCCCGCAAAGGCCAAGACCGCCGAGGAUCUUGGGAACAUGUUCCAGGCCGUCAGCGCGGUGAAGGCCUAA